AUGUUAAAUUCAAAAUUUACUGUUAAAAGAGAACCCUUAAAAGAGAGGUUUCUUUAAAUUACAAACAAAUUAAAUAAUCUUGAUAUCAAAUAAGGUACAAGCAAGGCUCAUCGAAUUGAUAAAUUAAAUGAGAGAAGUUAUAAAAUUGAUGAAAGAAUUAGAGCCAUCAAAGAAAAUUAUAAUAAAUAAGUCUUAUAGUUAAAAGAACAGGUUUAAGAAAUUUCUGAUAAAAUUGAUUAAGAAAGAUAAGAAUUUAAAUCACAACAUAAUUCAUAUUCGUAAAAACUAUCUGAAUUGGAAAAGUCAUCUUAGAAACAAUUAUAUACUGAAUAGAGUGAAAGAGCUGAUGGAAUUAAUUAAUUGGCAGCCUAUCUAAAUGAAAAGGUAUAAAAGAUUAAUAAUCAUUAGAUAACUUUCAUUAAAUCAGAUUUAACUAUCGAAUCAAAACUAAGAGAGGAAUAAGUUGAUGAACUUUAAAGAGGAUUAGAAAAUCAAUUACCUAAAAUUAAUUAGUAAAUUAAAAGUGAAACGGAAGAUAGAGAAUUAUUUGACAAAUAAAUUUUGAAAAAAAGUAGUAUCGAAAUGAAUAAAUUGGCUAAUUAAUUAAAUGAUGUUUCAAGGUAAACGCUAGAAUAAGAAAAUGAAAUUAUUGGAAUGCUCUAAGAUUUAAUUAUUAGAACUAAAGGAGAUUUAAAAUAAUUGUCUGAAGAAAGAUAAGAAAAGGAAGAAGAAAUAAUUAAUUUAAUUGAAAAAACUUGCGAUAAAAUGGUUCAAGCUUCAUUGAUUUGA
Molecule: messenger RNA, 789 nt
Organism: Paramecium sonneborni
Lineage: Eukaryota; Ciliophora; Oligohymenophorea; Peniculida; Parameciidae
Source: the annotation of a GenBank genome assembly